Girardinichthys multiradiatus is the source of this 3423-nucleotide messenger RNA. It is a transcript of the gene fibinb, whose product is annotated as fin bud initiation factor b. Lineage: Eukaryota; Metazoa; Chordata; Actinopteri; Cyprinodontiformes; Goodeidae. The coding region runs from base 369 to 992 and encodes 207 amino acids. The transcript has a single exon. The record is from RefSeq and is a predicted model, not a curated record.
UGACGGAGGGGCUGUAAUUUGAGAGUAGCACAGAGGUAUUAUUAGUCAAAACUGAAGCGCGGCGCUUAAGAGGUCCAGAUGUUGUGUUUGAGGCACCAGGCAGAGUCGGGAGUGCAGCCACGUCGAGGCAAACUUUUUUAUUCACCGCUCUCCGGCUCGCCAACGGUGAUGCAAGCCGUCAGGCUGGGUUAAAGGACGAGAAACAAUUUCACGCCACUUUUUCUGUUUGUUUGGAGAGGCGGACAUUUAAACUACAGGCUUCAAUUAACUGCGUAGUUUGGAACCUAUUUGCAAUGAAAUAACCCUAAAAAGUGCGUCUUUUGCAAUUAUUUAAACCCAGUUUUUACACCCUGGAGCCGGCUUGUAUCAUGGCUUUUGUUCACUUGCUCUUAAGCGCCUGGAUGUUGUCACAACCAGCAUGUGGAGCUUUUUACCGGGGACCAUUACACCCAGAGAUGUCUAAUGGCACUUUUCAUCACUAUUUCGUGCCGGACGGAGAAUACGAGGACAAUGACGACCCGGAGAAGUGCCAGAUGCUUUUUAAGAUGACCGACGAGCGUAAGUGCAGCCUGGACGAGGACCAGUACCCCGUCAUAAGGGACGACUUCACCCUCAUCAAGCGGCAGAUCGAGGACUCGGCCCGGGUGCUGGAGGGGAUCGGGAAGAGCAUCUCCUACGACCUGGACGGAGAGGACAGCUACGGGAAGUAUCUGCGUAGGGAGACGGCCCAGAUCGGCGAGGCGUUUACAAACUCGGAGAAAUCCCUGCUGGAGCUGGAGGUGAAGUUCAAGCAGAGCCAGGAGAGCGAGCUGAAGGAGGAGCACCGGCUCAGUGACGACUUCCUCACCAUGAUCGUGCACACACGGGACGCCCUGAAGGAGACCCUGGACAUUUCCCUGGGCCUGAAGGACAAACACGAGCUGCUGUCUCUGAUCAUCCGCAGCCACGGAACGAGACUGAGCAGAAUGAAGAACGAGUACCUCAAAUUCUGAUAGGAAAAUAGUCCCCAUACAUUUCCCAUUACAUCACUUUUAAAUAUUAUUGUUUUUCAUGGUCGGCUAGAUCGACGUUUGGUGCUAUAUCCACACAUAUUUAUUUUGUGCAUGCAAGUUACAAUAGAUUGAUCAUCAAGGUUUUUAAACCUCAUUCAAGUAAAAAUGUGUUUUUUUUCGAAACAAUCCCUGCAUUUCUGACACAUUUCUCAAGAGCAUGGCAUCAUUUAUAGAAAUGUUGUCAUACUAUACAGUCAAACAUCAAAAUGUUAAAAUAGAGUUGAGCCAAGGCAUAAACGAACCAAACUGCUGCUUAGGGCCCAAAGACCAGCAGGGGGAGCCCAGGAGCAAUACGUUUCUUGCUCCAGUGGUUUACGCAUACCAAGUUUCAAAUAUUAAAAAAAAAUUCUUUAAAAAUGAAAUAUAUUUGCAAUAGCAAGGAACUGACACAUUUUGCUGCUUCUAAAUACACAGAGGAAAAUAUUCAGAGUUUGAUUGACAGUUAUAGUUAAUAAUUAAUUAAUUAUUGAUCAUUUUUGUUGCAUUUUAGGCACACUAACUGCAAAUACAUUAGUAAAUUACUUUUUUUUCUUUUGCUUGUAAGAGUACCCAGUUAGGUUGACCCUCCUUUCUAACUCUACUUGAGUCUGUUUUAAAGAGCUGCUCCCUGGACUCAAUAAUCAGAACAAAUGAGAAAAUGAGAAAAGUAACACAAUUUAUUUACUUCUUUUCAUUUCAUAAAUAACAUAACAUUAACAAUUUUGGGAGUCAAAUAAACACAUUUGUGUUCAUUUGGUUUAAUUGUUUCAGUACAAAAAACUCAGAAAUUUAAGCAAUCUAGCUUGAGCAGUUAAGGUUUUCUUGUUGCUGUGGUGGCCAGUGGGUGAAACGCGGUGAUGUAACAUAACUGCAAAACCUCUGUUCAUUAAUAAAAAAACAAUAAAUGUUUUGCGGCCCUGGACUAUUGCCCUAUUAAGCACUUACUAAAGUCCGACCCACGGUGUUACCAAUACACAGAAACCCGGGUCAGUUUUCACUUACCUUAACGUUUUACCUCUUUUUUUUUUUAUUGCAAAUAACAGUUGUAUUUAAAGUCCCCAAAUAAAAAGAAACAUAUUUUUAAAUUUAAGUAAAAUUUGUUUAAAAUCAACAUAAAAUGGGUGCAGUUUAGUCACCUGGAUCUCAGGGUUGUGUAUUGUAGAGCAGCCACAUGUCAGAAUUUGUUUUAUGGUUGAUGAAUUAAAUUGUAUGUUAAAGAAAAUUACAAAAAAAAAAAAAAAAUUGCACCUACAGUGACUUUUCUUACAAUAGUAUGCAACUUGUAAACUAUCCCAAAUUUUAGUUAAAGUUAAAGACAAAUCACCUUUUUUAACUGUACACUGGACUGUUUCCAUCAUCAAUCAAUCAAUCAAUAGUCAAAUUAAUAUCAUGUUUUUUUGUUUUUCAUGGAAUAUGUAACUGAUGUGUUGGUAAUACCAUUUCUUGGGAAGAAAAACAGCCAAAUGGAAAAAUAUUACCGAAUCAAAACCCCAAAAUGCUGGCCAGACAGCCUAAAAGCCUACCAAGAUUACUAAUCUGACAAAGCAAACAAAAUAGGUCUACAUUUAUCAUUUUGAAUUGUUCAUUUUUAAUUAGAACAAAUUAAACUGGCUGAAGAUUUGCACAAGAAAAUCAAACACAAAAUGUAACAUGGGUAGCUGUAUUUCCCAUCUAUAUGUAGUAUGAAUAUAUGAAUAAAUGUGUGUAUGAAUGGAUGGAUUGAUGUUUUACAGAUGUAUUUGAGAAUAGAAUUUAAAUCUAAUAACAUUGCCUAGUUUAUAUGUUAUAUGUUUAUACUCUCUCCUGAAUGCCUUAUGCUUGUCUUGGUUUUGCAUUUAAAGGCUCUAUAUUUAGCAGUGAAACAGCUAAUUAUAUUCGGGGGAAAAGUCCUACAAUAAGGAACAAUAGUUGCAUCUCUUUGACCAUCGUGAAUAAAGUUUUUCUGAGAAAAUCAAAAAAUGUUUACAUGUACACCAAACCAUAGGUUGUAAUUUUCUCUGAUUUUGUUUUUAUUGGCUUACAAAUGUUACACAAGUUUUACUGCUUCAGUGCUAAAGGUUGUGACUAUUGCUUAAAAUGUAAGCCCCUUGCUGUGCUUUUUUGUUCAAGGAAUACAAUCUUUUAAAAUAUACAGGUUAUUAUUAAAAGCAAAUACUGUGAGUACCUUUAUAACAGAAUACCUUAAUCUAUAUUUGUGUUCAUGUACAUUUUUUCAACUCAAGGAACACAGAUAUCUGUGUUUAUGUUUUAGGUGUUACCAAGAUGUGAUACUUUGACAGACAAGACUGCAGGCAGCACUCAUGUAAUUUUGAGUUUAAUGAAUAAUCUGUUUGACAACAUACUUAACCGACUGUAUUGUGACUUUUGAAAUAAACUAAUUAGGUACAAAGGG